Molecule: messenger RNA, 1794 nt
Organism: Rubroshorea leprosula
Lineage: Eukaryota; Viridiplantae; Streptophyta; Magnoliopsida; Malvales; Dipterocarpaceae
Source: the annotation of a GenBank genome assembly
UAUUCAAGCUAAUCUCCAAUGGGGACUGUUGAGAGAGAUGGGGACGGCAUCAGUCAAUCGCUGUUGAGAGAACCAGAAAACAAGGACUUGGGAUCAAGUUUCUGGAUUGAAUCAAAGAAGUUAUGGGUCAUCGUUGGACCUUCCAUUUUCAGCCGGCUUGCCGCAUACUCGAUGAACAUCGUCACCCAAGCCUUCGCCGGCCACCUCGGUGAAGUUGAGCUCGCCGCCAUCUCCAUAGCCAACACUGUUAUCGUUGGCUUCAAUUUCGGCCUUCUGUUGGGGAUGGCAAGCGCGUUGGAAACGCUUUGCGGUCAAGCCUUUGGCGCCAAGCAGUACCACAUGUUGGGAGUAUACAUGCAGAGGUCAUGGAUUGUUCUGUUCCUGUGUUGCUUCUUGCUAUUGCCGUUCUACAUUUUUGCCACUCCAUUACUGAAGCUGCUCGGACAGUCCGACGACGUAGCGGAGCUGUCGGGGGUGUUGGCCAUCUGGAUGAUUCCGCUUCACUUCAGCUUCGCUUUUAUGUUCCCGCUGCAGAGGUUCUUGCAGAGCCAGAUCAAGGUUCCAGUGAUUGCUUACACUUCUUUGGUGGCUCUAGGGAUCAAUGUGUUGACGAGUUGGCUUUUCGUGUACGUUCUAGAUUUCGGCGCCGUUGGUGCCGCCGUCGCGCUGGACUUAUCGUGGUGGGUCAAUGUUUUUGCUCUUUACGGCUACACUGUGCUCGGAGGCUGCCCGACCACAUGGAAAGGUUACUCAAUCCAAGCAUUCUCAGGUCUCUGGGAAUUUGUUAAGCUCUCUGCUGCUUCAGGAGUCAUGUUAUGUUUGGAAAAUUGGUACUAUAGGAUAUUGGUAUUGAUGACUGGAUACUUACAUAAUGCUACACUAGCUGUCGAUGCCUUGUCUGUCUGCAUGAGCAUCAAUGGGUGGGAGAUGAUGAUUCCUCUUGCAUUCUUUGCUGCUACCGGAGUGAGGGUGGCAAAUGAGCUUGGAGCAGGCAAUGGUAAAGCAGCCAAAUUCGCGACUGUGGUGUCGGUAGUGCACUCAACCAUAAUCGGUCUCUUCUUCUGUGUGCUGAUCAUGACUCUCCGUGACAAGGUGGCUUUGAUAUUCACUUCCAGUUCGGAUGUCCUCGAGGCAGUCAAUACCCUUUCAUAUCUCCUCGCAGUCACAAUUCUCCUUAACAGUAUCCAGCCAGUUUUAUCAGGCGUAGCAGUCGGAUCCGGAUGGCAAGCCAUAGUGGCAUACGUAAACCUUGGUUGCUACUAUAUCAUUGGACUUCCACUUGGAUUUUUGAUGGGUUGGGUUUUCAAAUUUGGUGUUAUGGGUAUAUGGGGCGGGAUGAUCUUCGGCGGGACGGCGGUUCAGACGGUGGUCUUGGCCAGCAUUGUAUCACGAAGUGAUUGGGAAAAGGAGGCUGAAAAGGCUAAGCAGAGAGUACAAAAGUGGUCUAAUCCCCAGCCAGAUGAUCAAUCAGAGGAUCAAAAUUGAUGAAAACCAGUCACCAGCAGUGACCCCUAAUUUUGAUUUUGACUUGUCUUUUAAUUUUUUUGAUAUUUAUUAUGACGAAAGUUUGUGUUAAGAGGUAAGGAAAAGGGCAAUCAGUCCCACCAUUUAAUGAUCAGUCCGGACUAAUACUCACCAUUUCAUUAAUGUAGGUGGCUGUGCCUGACAUUGUUGUUUGUCGUUUAGAAAUUGUAUAAAAUGGUGAGUAUGAGAAUUAAUAAAAUGUAGUAGUUUGGAUUGAGGCUGAUUUCUUUAUUUUCUCUUAUUUAUAUUUAAUCAAGCAGAAAAUUUAAG